AUGGACUCGGUCGCAUUCGAUAUCAACGAUGCGCUCAAGCAUUAUAUGAGCGAUCCCGCCAGUAUUCCAACCCCAGAAGCCGAUGGCUCACUCUUCGACUACGAAAAUGAUCCCGAAGGCCUUACCGCCGCUGUCAUCAACCCGGUUCUCAACCCCAUCGUUGAUGCCGUUGCCGAGAACCCCGAGGCCAUCACCCGCAGUGCCCAUCUCGACUCACUGCAGUUCCUCCUAAAGUGCGCACCCGUCUCCCCUCAUCCUUCAGAUCCCUCUCUUUUGUUGUCCUCCUUUUCCUCUUCGUCUUCUACUUCCAGGUCCCGUAAAGAACGCCAUUCUGAGCUCCUCAACUCCUCUAGGUACACCGCCUUCCUCCCGCCACAGGUUCUUAGCAAGAUCUUCGACUUGAUCAUGUCAGGUCUGGCAGCCGAGGGUGAUGCGAUAAACCACGACCUCGAGUCUCCCGACGAACAGGAGACACUCGCCCACCACAAGCAGCUUCUCGAGAUCUACGGCUUCCUCUUGCAGUGGACCAUCGCCGCUGUCGAGACAAAGGCCGCCGAAAAGUCCUCAACAGCACCAGUCGCAAGAGGUCGCGGCAAGCCAAAGAAGAAUGCGCCAAGAGACAAGGACGGCGUAUGGGACUCGGCCACCCAACUGCAGUCUGCUCUUGACAUCAUGAGCAAAGUCCUCAAGCUUAAGCUAACCAAGAUCUUCCUCACAACCUCCGAAAGGGAUACCUUCAUCGGCCUGUUGACCCGACCCGUCUACAUGGUCCUCGAGAGCGAACAGCGCGUCAAGAGCACAUCCAUCCGCAUGCACGCAUUCAAGGUGCUCUGCAUCGCCGUCAAGCACCACGGCCACGCAUACGCCGCCCAGAUCUCCAUCGUCCAGAACCUCACAUACUUCGAGCACCUUUCCGAGCCCAUGGCUGAGUUCCUCCACAUCCUCGCCGAGACCUACGACUACCCACAGCUUGCCGAUGAAAUCCUCCGCGAACUCAGUAACAAGGAGUUCAACUCCAACGACACCAAGGGACCCAAGUCUGUCUCGCAGUUCAUCGUCAAGCUCUCUGAGCUAGCCCCCAGACUGGUCAUCAAGCAAAUGACCAUGCUUGCAAAACAAUUAGACAGCGAGGUAAUUUCCUCCCCAUUCGCACGCCAGUGGAGCGUUGCUAACCAAAUCUCAAAGUCUUACACGCUACGCUGCUCUCUAAUCGAGGUCUGCGGAAACAUGGUUGCCCACCUGGUCAAGCAGGACGAGCGCGGCGAGAACCACAAGUCUCAACUCAACGCCUUCUUCGACGUCUUGGAAGAGCGCUUCCUCGAUAUCAACCCCUAUUGCAGAUGUAGAGCCAUCCAAGUCUACGUCAAGCUAUGCGACCUCGAACAAAAGUUCCCCAAGCGACGACAACGCGCUGCCGAAAUGGCGUGCCGCAGCCUCGAAGACAAGAGCAGUCACGUCAGGAGGAACGCCAUUAAGCUUCUGGGUGCUCUUAUCAAGACACACCCCUUCACAGUUAUGCACGGCGCUCAGCUUUCCCGCAAGGAGUGGCAGGCGCGUCUUGACAAGGUUGACGAGGAGUUGAAUGCGCUCCAGCCGCCCGAAGGCGCACCAGGGCUCGGCGAAGGUGCCGACACCACUGUUGAUCAGCAACUGCUUGACGAUGCGACACAGAUUGAGCAGUCGCCCCAGAAGCCCGCGCCCAUGUCCGACGAGCAAAAGUUCGAGGCCGUCCGCAAGGCCCGCGAAGAGGCCGCCACAUCCGAGGCCAUCGAGAAGCUUACCCUUACCAAGCGUUACUACUCCGAGGCCUUGAAGUUCAUCGACGUCCUUCACGAAGCUACCGGCACUGUCUGCCAGCUUCUGGGCUCACGCAACAAGAGCGAGGUCAUCGAGGCCAUGGACUACUUUGAAGUUGGUGACGCCUACAACAUUGAGCAGAACAAGGUCGGCAUCCGACGCAUGUUGCGUCUCAUCUGGACCAAGGGCAACAGUGAUGAGGGCAAGGGUGUUCAGAGCCAUCUCAUUGAUGUCUACAAGCGUCUGUUCUUCGAGGCACCCGACUCCUUUACCUCAAAUGAUGCGGCCAACUUCAUCGCCCGCAACAUGAUCAGUCUGACAUUUGGCGCGACUCCCGCCGAGUUGACAUCGCUGGAGCAACUCCUCAGCACCAUGAUGAAGCAAGGCCUGGUUCCCGAAAUUGUUAUUGCCAAGCUCUGGCAGGUUUACGGCGUGCAAAAGCGCGAGAUUUCUAGGACGCAACGUCGCGGUGCCAUCAUUGUGCUUGGUAUGCUGGCGACUGCCAACCCCGAGAUUGUUGUUGGAGAGAUGGAAACUAUGCUGCGCACUGGUCUAGGGUCCCAUGGCCGCGCUGACCUCCAGCUGGCUAAGUACACUUGCAUUGCCCUUCGUCGAAUCAACCCUACUGGUCGUCAAGCAAAGGAGUCUACCGUAAAGUUCUCUAGACUGCCGAAUGACCACGCUGUCUUGUCAAAGCUGGCUUCCAUUACCGAGGUCCCAUCUGAGAGCAAGGAGUGGUAUGGUGUCGCUGAGCAGGCCAUCAACGCGAUAUACGCCAUCUCUAAGCACCCUGAUACUCUCUGCUCCGAUAUCAUUCGCCACAAGACAAAGCAAGUCUUUGCCGCUCCCCGGUCACGCUCAGCGUCGCAAGCAAGCUCCCAGCCUAGCUCCCGCCCAGUCUCACGAGACGAGGCCGACUCCGUUUCUGUCGACGAGGAUGGUAACGAGACAAUUGUUGCUCCGGCACCUCAGCCAAAGAAGCGAGACGCGGCUGUCGGCUUAUCCCAGCUUCUUUUCAUCGUUGGCCAUGUUGCCAUUAAGCAGAUUGUGCACCUUGAACUCUGCGAGCUCGAUUUCAAGCGCCGUAAGCAGGAGCAGGAGAAGGAGAAGACCGCAGACAAGUCCACGGCUCAGGCGGGCAAGAAGGACGAGCCCGAUGACCUGGACUUGAUUGGUGGCACGACUGAAGAUGAUUUUACCGAAGCCAUGGCGCACAUUCGUGAGCGGGAGCUUUUGUUUGGGCCCGAGUCUCUGUUGGCACAAUUUGGACCUCUAGUGUCUGAAAUCUGCGCCAACAACACCACGUAUGCCGACAAGGGACUGCAGGCCGCCGCAACUCUUUGCUUGGCCAAGCUCAUGUGCGUUAGCUCGGAAUACUGCGAGGCCAACCUCCCCCUCCUCAUCACCAUCAUGGAGCGCUCAGCCGACGCUACAGUUCGUUCCAACGCCGUCAUCGCUCUCGGCGACAUGGCUGUGUGCUUCAACCACCUCAUCGACGAGAACACCGACUUCCUGUACCGUCGUCUUGCGGACAAGGACCAGUCUGUUAAACGCACAUGCUUGAUGACGCUCACGUUCCUCAUUCUGGCCGGUCAAGUCAAGGUUAAGGGUCAGCUGGGCGAGAUGGCCAAGUGCCUUGAGGAUGAGGACCGUCGCAUCGCUGAUCUGGCGAGGAUGUUCUUCACCGAGCUCAGCACCAAGGAUAAUGCCGUCUACAACCACUUUGUCGACAUGUUUUCCCUGCUGUCUGCCGAGAAGGGCCUGGAGGAGGAGAGUUUCCGGAGAAUCAUCCGGUUCCUCCUGGGCUUUGUCGAGAAGGACAAGCACGCCAAGCAGCUGGCCGAGAAGCUCGCCGCCAGGCUUACGCGCUGCGAAACAGAGCGCCAAUGGAACGAUGUUGCCUUUGCUCUUGGGCUGUUGCAGCACAAGAACGAGGACAUUACCAAGACUGUCUCCGAGGGCUUCAGGGUUGUUCAGCUCCAGGCAUAA
Colletotrichum paranaense is the source of this 3786-nucleotide messenger RNA. RefSeq lists its product as uncharacterized. NCBI's taxonomy places the organism in Eukaryota, Fungi, Ascomycota, Sordariomycetes, Glomerellales, Glomerellaceae. The transcript has 2 exons. Gene Ontology annotation, biological process: mitotic chromosome condensation; mitotic cell cycle; meiotic chromosome condensation. Gene Ontology annotation, molecular function: histone binding. The record is from RefSeq and is a predicted model, not a curated record. Gene Ontology annotation, cellular component: condensed chromosome, centromeric region; nucleus; condensin complex. Bases 1 to 3786 code for a protein of 1261 amino acids.